Messenger RNA from Dalotia coriaria, 6136 nucleotides. RefSeq lists its product as uncharacterized. The coding region runs from base 265 to 3609 and encodes 1114 amino acids. The record is from RefSeq and is a predicted model, not a curated record. The transcript has 2 exons. Lineage: Eukaryota; Metazoa; Arthropoda; Insecta; Coleoptera; Staphylinidae.
AGUCGCCAUGAUCACGUCGCGAUCAUGAAAAGAACUCAAAGUCAAGUGAUAGUGGAUUAAUUGUUCAACCAACCAAAGAUACUGUGAUAGUUUAUUAUUAGGAAAAGUUUAUGUAACUUGUUUUGUGAUUACAUUGUGAUAUACUAUAGGAUUAUUUAUUGCAAGAUCCGGCUUAAAAGACAGCGUAAACUAAACAAAACCUAAAACAAAAAACAUUUAGUAUACGAACAUAAGUGUGAAUAAUAAAAUCAACCUAAACUAAAAAUGCGUGAAACUCUGCCCCCGUACGAGAUGGACGCUGGCGUUCAUAGUCACACCCCCACCGACCGCCUCCUACAACUACAACCCUGUGAUUCAACCAACUGUGACACAUGCACGGCACAGCACAAAACACUCCUCAAACCGCGGCGGAAUAUAAACUCACCUAGUGCUAAUUCCGGUAGUGGUGGUGCUUCAUCCUCCACAUCCAUCAUGUGGUGGCUGUCCGUGAUACUCACAUGGCUCCUCAUCGUCACGUCAAUGUUCACAUCCGUCGGUGCAUUCGGCAACGAAUUCGACAAAACCGAACAACUCCUUGAUCGGAUCAACCUGGAACAAAGCAUUGCGGCGGUCCUGCAAAAAGUCGCUUAUGGGAGCACCACGAAGCGGUCCAUUCCGGACAAUGCUUACCCAGUGACCACACUAGCAACACCCUUCCUCACCACAUUCCGCUACACGGACGGUGCGGAUGAAUACCUCCGCGUGGAUGUGAAAACCCCCGAGAAUCGGGAGAUACCCCGGUCGAAUUUUGACUACGAAGAGAAUUACGACAAUGGUGGGUAUGGGAGUGACUUGGAGAAGGACCAUGUCCUGCCCACGAGUGCCCCAGCCGCGGAUAUCUUGAAAAACAAUAAUAAUCAGAAUUAUGAUAAUCCGAAUCGGUAUAAAAACGACCGGAGUAAACCACACUAUGAGAGUUAUCCGGGUGGAUCAGCUGAGGGUGUUACCGAGGUACCCAUGGUCAAGACCACCACGAUGAAUGCGCUGCGGAAUGUGAGACCUACGAAGAGUAUCUAUAGUAAAGACGUUCCUAGUUAUGUUCCACCGAGUAGGACCUUUUUUACUCCUCCGUUACCUCCGGAGUAUUUAAAUCCGUUUGCUGAUAAACCCACGUUGAGGGGAACCAAUUCGGAUGGGUUCGCGAAUAGGAGACCCAUACCCCCACCGAGUCUCAUGCCGAAUAAGGAUCGGAUUCCUUUCCGGCCUGAUUUACCCCCGAGUAAAGUGAUCAACAUGGAAAGGGAAAGAACUCCAGAGAGGAGUAUGCCUUCCCUGGAACACACCAUCAAGAACCACACCAAUGAUGAUAAGGAUAAAGACAAGGAGAAGAAAAAAUCUCUCAAUACACCAUCGCAGAAUGCGAAAGUUGAUCACCUAGGAGAGUUUUAUGGAUUGAAUCGACAUAAUGAAUCCACGUUUGAGUAUGAAAAGGCCUACAUACCUUCAAUAACCAGGAUACUUUCCGGGUCGAAUGGCCGACGGGAUGAUAUACCUGAUAUCCUACUCAGGACGGUCACAGCCACGCCUAGCACAUCGAAGAGUGAGAAUAAAAAGACGAGGAAUCCGAGUUCCGUUGAGCAGAGUACCAAGAUUCAACAGCAGCAUAGACAUAUUGAGCAGAUACCGGAAGCAGCAGCUGCUGUACCCCCACCUGCGGGGACACCUCCCAAGAGGGAUGAAGGUGAUGAACCGAGGAGGGAUAUACCUCUACAACCUGCAAUAGGUAGUGGGGUAUCAUCAGGUUCUGGAGGUAAUCGUAGAGAAGAAAAAGAACGUUCUGAAUCUGUGAUUGUUCAGAAACCCAAAAAGGACCUCAUGGAGAAUGUGGACCUGACUACACAGUCUUCAGAGUUUAAUUUGCCGAAUGUCAUUGCUCCCAAUGUGACCAAAGCGUCUUCGGAUGAGAUAUGGUUCAUCGCUUGGAAUGUACAUGUCUAUCUCGUGGUAUUGUGCUAUAUCCUGCUUGCGAUUUAUUCCAUUUACAAACUGGUGAGGUAUGAGAAUGACCCGCAUAUGUUCACGAAGAGUUACUUCCUGACCAUUCAUCUGAUGCUGACUGUCAUCUGCGUAUUGAGGAUCUUCUAUCUCACGUAUGAUCCUUAUAAUGUUGAGAGGUCCUUCAAUGUAUUCCUCUAUGAUUUCCUGCAUAACUUCCCCCUGAGUUUACUGGCGACUACCUUUGCGAUUCUGAUCCUGUUUCUCCUGAAACACACUUUGACUCAUUUGAAGGUUAAAACUCGUCCGGUGUUUCUGGUCCUGUUUGGUCUCCUGCAUAUUAUGCUGUGCUUCACGUCUAGUUUACUGGAGACUCUGGGGUACUUCGAUAAAGCGUCUUUGGUCUUCUGCAAGACCAUUUUUGUUCUGCUUGCGUGGAGUCUUGGUGUGAGUUAUCUGUACCUCUAUAAAAUCAUCAAGAAUGUCCUUGCGAAGAAGUCGCAGAAUUUGAGUGAGGAGUGCACGGCCCGUACGAGUUACGCUUCGCAUAUUACCAUUGCGGUUGCACUGUUGUUUAUCCUCUUGGGAGUUGUACAACUCUACGCGUUGUUCUUCAUCAAAGUUGAUCGCUUUGAUGCUGAGAUUAAACACCAUUGGAUCCUGUGGUCUUUUGAGCUGAGUGUGAGGUUCAUUGAGAUUUGCAUCAUCACUCUGCUGGUGGUUGUGGUCUCGUUGAGGUUGUCACAGAGGGAGAAACAAACAGGUGGAUUACAACUCUUCCCCUGUACGACCAGUGAGACCUCCAGUGAUAAUAUGUAUCCGAACAACUGCAAUAGUAACCCGAAUGCGAUGAACUACAGCCGGCAGGAGAUGGUCCUGGAUACGUUGAAUCGUCAUCAGGAGAGGGAUAGGGAUCGGGAUAGAGAUGAUGUGAAUCAUUUGAAUAUGGGACUAGGGAUGAAUAUUACACAAAACGGGCAUGUGGGACACAAUGGGCAUGGGUACCCUGAUGGGUCUUUCGAUAUGAAGAAACCUUCUUCUGCUGCGGGUACAGGUAGUGGUUCGAAUAAUUCCGGAGGUACUUUGGAGAGGGAUCGUGAUCGGGAUUUUGAAAGAUUCGAACGCCCGAAAUGGGGCUCGGAGAGGAUGGGUUUUGAUAGAGUGUCUACCUCCUCGAGAAGCACCUCCAACGGGCAUAAGAACUACGACACUGCCAAGUAUUACAAGCCCAAAUACGCGCAACACCAACAAGAGAACCCCUACUCGGAACCAGUGGACCAGAAUCAAUACGAGCGCACGCGGCAUGAGUUCGAACGGAAUGACUUCGAUCGCCGCAGCCGGAACUCAUCCAAUACUUCAGGUCGUAGGUCCACCACGGGCCGCAGCAGGAAGAAUCAUCCACGGCCACAUCUCGGGGUGCAGACCCUGCCGAGUCACGAUAGACACACACCACCGAUUUUGGGUCAGACUGGUGGUGCCCAAGGUCAGCCGAAUCCCAACCUCACCGAGACGAUGAUCGUCGACGAGCAGGGUUUCGUGCGCUUCAGGCACAUGCAGGACCUCGAGUACAAUGACCGCGCCAAGCGGCACAAGCACGCCAUCCUCAACGACGUCAACCACUACUCGGACGCCUGAUUCGUCACCGCCGAGGGGGACAUUGCCGAGGUGUGACCCUCACGAGAAGGUGGGAGAAACUACGAGUAAGACCACGGUACCAUUUUCUGUCUGUCUCUCCGUACUUAAACGAUUUACUCGACGGGUGUUUACGAAUUUUUAGACUCGAACUCGGCGUAUAUAUUGCAGACGCAAAAAAUUAUUAAGAAAUUAAUAACGAAAAACAAAAUGCAAUGCGUAUUUAGUGCGUGGUGUCCUUGUCUGUGUUUUAAGUGAAUCCUUUUUUAUUGUACAUAGCGUAAUACACACAACACACACACACAUACACACAUUGAAUUUGUUUUUUGAAAGCAGAUUUACGUAUUGACUUGGAACGAACAAAAGGCUUUAGAUUAUUUAGAUUAAUAUCUUUUUUAUUAAUUGAUGAUGUGGAAAUUUUUAGGCCUAUUUGUGUUAGGAAAUUGUGAUUUGGCACGGUGCUGCGCGUUGUCAAUGGUUCAGACUGAGAAACAUUUAUUUAUUUUUUCGUUCAACAUCACAUUUUUUACUCAUCGUCAUAAUUAUUAAAUUAAAUUUAAAAAGAAAUUAAAAACAGUUUGCAGUAGGAUUUAUAAGAAAAUGUUUAUACUGCGAACGCAAACCGUCCAAUUGAAUUGCAGAUAGACCCGAGUGUGUGGAGCCACGCCCUCUUGCGACUUUUCUCUAGGUGUGUUUUGAGGUUAUAGAGAAAUACAUACAUGUUCGAUUGGUCCGUAAGCGUCGGGGCGUGGCCGCGCGACUGCCCCGCGCCCGCGGCAAAGUGUUUUUUGUACAUAUAGCGAUUAAGUGUAAGUAAAAUAGCUACGUAUAUUGCCAAUAUGAGUAUUCCUAAUUAUAAUUUAUUGUUAAACGUUUAACGGACGCUGAAUUACGAAGGGGGCGGAGCAUGUGCAGGAAACACGCCUACUUUGAGCAGCCAAUCAGAGAAUUUUAAUCGAAACACGCCAUGUUUUUAUGAUUUAAAUAUUUCACAACUAACAAUAUUUAUAAUAAGAAUAAUUACAGCCAUUUUGUUAUUAAAUAAUAAUUAAUUAUUUAUUAAAAAAUGGUUUUAGUACAAAUAUUACACAACUACAACGAGACUGAUGAUUUUGCGCCAGAUUUUGCUAUUUUUUGUUUAUAUUAAUAACAAUUGUGAUAAUUUGAUGCAUUUUUGUGAAAAGUAGGCGUGUUUUGAAUAAUAUACACUACGCUCGGGUUGAAAUAAGCGAUGACAAACAUCAAACACAAGUUGCGACUUAAAACGAUACAAAUUUUAGUAAUGUUCAUAUAGUUUUAUUAGGUGAUAAGUGAUAAGAUACUUACCGUUUAGGCGCCCAUAGCUUUCGGAUGUUGUAACACGGCGAAUCAUCGACGAAUUUUGAUUUUUAUUUUGAUUUUUAUUUUUUGUAAUAUUUAUAUGUAAUCCCUGUCCACUUUUUUAUGAUUUUGUACAUAUUUAUUUUUUAUUGCAAUAUAUUAUUAUUUUUACCUCUGUGUUUCUGUCCGAUAAGUAUCUAGUGCCAACUCUGAUUGAUCUGAUCUCCACCACUCGAAACACACUGUAUGCGCAUAUAUUUGUAACUCUCUCUCAUAUGUAAACUAAUCUUUCUCUCUUUAACUCACGCAUCGUAAGCAUGACUUAUAAAUUAAGCGCCGCAUUAAACGUAAUAACUGUCAAUACUCUGUCUUGAACGAAGCAAACAAGUGUCAUAACCUAACUUAACAAUGCAACCAAAUGUCUACAUCUAUAUUUACAUUUACUAGUAACGAGAUGAAUUUCACACGACACCCUGUAUGAUCCCUUGUGUAUUGUGUAUGUUUGGUUAUGUUGCCCUGAACGUACCACCACCCCGACACACGAAACUAAACUAGAGAAUAUUUAUAUAUUGAACAUGAAAAAAAUAAUUAAUUAUUGAUGAGUGAGAGCGUGACGAGAGGUUGAUGUGACGAUGUGAUCUAUUAAAGCUAAACGAAUGCCCCCCGGGAGAAAAAAGAAGAAGCAAAAGUUGAUGUGUAAUUUUUCAUACUAAACGCGUGUAAUGCUGCAACCCUUUCAACACACAACACACAGAUACAUGAUACGCUAGCGCGCAUGCGCACAUCUCUCACACAUACACGAAACAAGGAAUAAAUCUACAUUUACACUCACCGUACACGUUAAGAGUAAAUAAACAAUUGUAUAAGAUUAUUAUCUCUACUAAGGAGCGGCGAUGAUGAUGAUUAUUAUUAAUAACAAAGGUUUACUAAGAAAAUUUCAAUGAAAAACAAAAAAAUCGUAAAUGAAGGCCUCUAAUAAUUAAUGAUAACUGAAUGCAGUGCGCGCGAAUAUUUAAAUAAAUAAACAAAUGCAUUUGAAAGCGAUUCGAUUUUGUUAUAUGAACUUUUUGAAGAUACUAUACUAUACAAUAUAUGAAUAUUGAUAAACGAAGUUUAAGAAAUAAUUAAACAACACGACGUGGACGCGGUGGAAUAAAAGAAUGAACAAUUGUAUUAUAUUAUUGUAUAAAUAUACUCUAAGCAAAAUGGA